Messenger RNA from Thlaspi arvense, 1020 nucleotides. The record is from the annotation of a GenBank genome assembly. NCBI's taxonomy places the organism in Eukaryota, Viridiplantae, Streptophyta, Magnoliopsida, Brassicales, Brassicaceae.
AUGGGUGGGCUGAUUGAUCUCAACACCGUCGACGACGACGAGGCGGCGCCGUCUUCGUUCGAUUCGCCGUCUUCUUCUUCCUCGUCAUCUUCGGCGGCUUCGGCUUCGGCGUCCCCUGCUGCGUCGGCUUCUGGUUCUCUGUCAUUACCUUCUUCGUCUUCUUCGUCCGUGUGCUUGGAACUAUGGCACGCGUGUGCUGGUCCGCUCAUAUCUUUGCCGAAGAGAGGGAGUGUGGUGGCGGAGGCAGCCACAGAUGAGGUUUAUGCGCAAGUCUCCCUAAUUUUUGAUGCUGAGGUGGUGUUGCGUUACAUGCUUUAUGUGGCUCUGUAUUUCAUUAGUGAUCCUCUGCGUAGAUUUCACCUUGUAACAGAAAUUGAGCAGAAGUGGAGACAAGGGGAAAUUGAGGCCGAAAAUGAAGAAGCGGAUAUGGAGGGUGUAGUGAAGUCCACCACGCCACACAUGUUCUGCAAGACGCUCACUGCUUCUGACACUAGCACUCAUGGAGGUUUCUCUGUUCCUCGUCGGGCUGCUGAGGACUGCUUUUCCUUCCUCUGGGACCAUAAACAACAGAGGCCUUCCCAGGAGCUUGUAGCUAAAGAUUUACACGGGACUGAAUGGAGGCCAGCCUCGAAGACAUCUGCUGAUACUGUUGGAGUGCUUUUGGGUGGAGAUGGUGAAUUGAGAUUAGGAAUCGGCGGCAUCCAAGUUAAAGUUGAUUCUUCUUUUUCCGCUCUCUCUAGCCAGAAGUUCAACAUAGGCAAUAUCGGUUGUACUGGACUAAUUACUGGGGUUAGUGAUGUGGAUCCUGUUAGAUGGCCAGUGGGAUUUAAAUUGCAAACUGAGCCUUGCCUUAAAGAUUGGUCUAAGGUUCACUGCAAGAUGAGUUAUGAUGGUAUGAACUUGUUGAUCAACUUCUGCAGCUUGGUGGCACCUGGUAUGAAAAGGGCAAGGGUUGGUUUGUCUCCAACAAAAGUAGAUUUUCCAGUUUCCAGAGGUCACUACAUUUCUAGGGCUGUUUAA